GGAGAAAACCGAGGCGUCGAGAACGGAACAGCGAAAGAAGACCCACGCCUUGCCAGUUGCCAUUUCCCUCGCCUCCCUCGCGAACACCGAAACGCCAACAAGAAAAACCCGGAGAGAACGAGCGUUUCAAUUUUGAUUCGAUCGAGAGAGAGAAAGAGAGAGAGAGUGUGUGUGAGUGAGAACGAAGAAGUCGGAGCUCUUCCGUUUCUUCUCCUGAUAAGCCGCACGAAUCGCCCCUGUCGCCGCCGCGCUGAACCCAAAUCGAAUCGACUAUGGCUUUGUGGAAUUGCUCCUCCAUGCACUGAGAUUUCCUCUUCGUUCUCAUCGAUCUGAAUUCCCCUUUAGGAGAAGUGCUUCUCUGGAGGGGGUGCUGUGUGCGGGUUUAAAGGGUUUGGUAGAUUGGUCUUCUGAUGAUGCUGAUUUGCAAUUCAUUUUCGGCCAAGUACUCUAUGAUCUUUUGAAAGCAUGUUUAAUACAGAAACUAUUUUGAUUUGUGAGUUGGUUGUAUAGGCUGUCGAUAGAUAAGAGGGUAUUUUCUGUCUAUAGAUAAUGUUCUAUACUAUAAAUGGAGAGAAGUGAGCCUGCAUUGGUUCCACAAUGGUACAAGUUAGCAAAUGGGAGCAGUUCAAACAACGCCCUGCGGAUCAGCACUUCCAAACGUCCAGGUGAUAAUUGUACGGCGUUUGGAUUAAGGGAUAAAUUAAUCAGAGACCAAGAUAGGAAUUUGAGGAGUUUGAGUUCUAACAGUUCUAUUAAUCGGGAUAGAAGUAGCUUUGUUAAAACACAGACUUAUGGCAAUUUCCAAAGGUCUCGUGAGAACAACCAGGAGAAGAAUUUUGAUCACCUUAAUCGUGAAAAUAGGUCAUCUUUGAUUCACAAUGGCUUCGACUAUCAUGAUUCAUCUAGAGUAAGAGCUAAAAAAGAUUACAUGAGACGCUCCCACUCUAUGGUCACAGGAAGGCAACUCAACUUACCUAAAAGAGAGGAAUUUCCAUCACUUCAAAUUAAAAGGAGGCAGAGCUUUUCAGAUGCAGAUGCCGAAUUAUCUAUGGGUCCUAAGACUGCUGUCCACAGUCUUCAGGUUGUCACUCCUCUCAUAAUUGGAACCUCAGCUCUAGCAGAAGCGCCUGUAAAAUUUGAAACUAAUGAAAAUGACGUAGCAUCUGCAACUAAAAGCACUAUGGCAGAGACAUUAGCGCAUACUCCAUCAUUGGUUGGCAACAAUCUUCAGAGGAUUGAAGAACUGGCUAUGAAAAAAUGCAAGCAGCUGAUUCCUGUGACACCUACACUGCCGAAAUCCUUGAAUUUUAACUUAUCAGAAAAGACAAAAAUAAUAACUGCCAAAGGCAGAGGUGGGGAUUUAAGUUCUUUUACUAAGGUUGGCCAGCAGAUGAACCUUGCUGGUCGGCCACCAUCUAGGUCUGAUAUUACUAAGACAUCUCAAGCGGGAAACUUUCAAAUUCUUAACCGAGAGAAGAAUAGCAUCCUGCUUGCUGCCAAAGAUGGUUCCAGUGUUAGCAAAGUUAUCGAUCAUGCUGGGUUUGUUCCAUCUGUUGCAGUUCCUCCAAAGACCCUAGCUGAUCUUAAGCUUAGAGUUGAUGACAAGAAUGGCGCCUUCACACAGGUCUCCAAUGGGGAAAGAAAACUCCUUUCUCGCGCUCAGAACAGGAAUGAUUUCUUCAAUUUGUUGAGGAAGAAAUCAUUAACUACUUCAAGCUCUAUUUCAGACUCGGAAUCCAUUGAUGUAAUGGAGAAUCUGCAAAGCAAUUCACUUGUCAAUAUACAAAAGCAUUAUCAUCAAGGUCUGGAUUGUUCAACAGAAAGUGGAAAUUGUUCGAAUGAAGGUUUUUUAUCUACUGAUGGGACUGGUAGACUGUAUGUUGACAAAGAAGAAACUAAAUUGUGUCUGGAUGGCACCAUUGACCCGGAAGAAGAAGCCUUCCUACAAUCUCUUGGGUGGGAUAAAAAUGCUGGGGAGGAUGCUUUGACACAGGAUGAAAUUGAUUCUUUCCGCAAGAAGUAUGAGUCUCAGCGACCACUAAAGGCUUCCAUCAGCUAGUUUUGCACCUGAAUUUGGCGAACAAACGUGAGUUAGUUAUUAGUUGGUGAGAAGGAUUUGUGUUCUUUUUUGCCUUAAUCUCAGAGUGAUUUAGAAUAUAUAGACUAAUCUCCUAUCUUAUGUUCCAUGACUAUAUAUUGAGGUUCCUUAUGCCGUGUUUAUCGCAAGAAUACUUCUGAGUAGACUUUUCUU
Messenger RNA from Zingiber officinale, 2251 nucleotides. RefSeq lists its product as uncharacterized. The coding region runs from base 566 to 2059 and encodes 497 amino acids. The record is from RefSeq and is a predicted model, not a curated record. The transcript is spliced from 6 exons. Lineage: Eukaryota; Viridiplantae; Streptophyta; Magnoliopsida; Zingiberales; Zingiberaceae.